Molecule: messenger RNA, 6575 nt
Organism: Cherax quadricarinatus
Lineage: Eukaryota; Metazoa; Arthropoda; Malacostraca; Decapoda; Parastacidae
Source: RefSeq, a predicted model, not a curated record
AGUGCAGUAUUCAACAUCAGUCCGUCCGCUGCCGUCGAGGUGGGAGGUACUAUUGUUGCUGUGUUGUGAACCUCGCAGUGUGAGUCUGGCUCUUCUUACUCUCCCAGGUGUUCCAACUCUUGGCCCCCAGGGGCGACUCUUGACCAUCAGGGGCAACUCUUGACCGCCAGGUGUAUUAAACAUCAAGCUAAAAAGCGCCAGAUAAAGCUUUAGCUGCACAAAUACCUUAUAAUUUUGAAGCGAAAGAAAUUUGCAACAUCAGUGUGUUUACAUUUGAUAUUUCGUGCUGGGAGUGAAAUAACAGCCGGGAUGACAGCUAUGAGCUGCGACAGCUGUCUUCAGAGUGCCAGGGAGCUGCUGUCUUGCUAGUAGAAGCGUGUGCUAUCUCAUCUACAAUCUAAACUACUUAGAAGGCCUCAGGACGCUACCACCAUCAUGACAGAGGCAGAAGAAUUGACCAAACAAGUGGACCUCGUAUACAAGAACCUGCUCGACAAGUUCAACCCAGCGGCUAGAACCCUCAUCACGGCUGGAAAGGCGUACCUCAAGGCUCUCCAUGGUGCUAUGUCGGCCUCGAAGCUGUACCUCGAGGCGCUGACGAAAGUAGCAAGGCACUCUCAACAAGGUCUCUGGGGCGGUUCAUCUGAUAUCGGGAUGUGCUUGAUGCAGAUGGUUGACGUGUACAAGGAGGUACAGUCACAACAGAUGAACAUCCUCAAAGCUUUCUACGUCGACCUCUUAGUGCCGCUAGAGACCAACCUUGACAAGGAUACCAAGGUCCUGCAGAGUGAGCAAAAGAAAUUCUUAUCGUCUCACAAGCACCAACUGGAGUCCUACACUAAGGCUGCCUCGCAGGUUAAGAAACACAAGAAGAAAACCAGAGCUAAUAAAGGAGCCAUGGACAAGGAAAUAAAGCAAUACCAGGCACUGGAAGAGGAGAAACUCAAGCUGGACACCUUUGUAGAGAGCAGCCUGCAGAAUGCUGUGACCCAGGAGAGGCGCAGGUAUGGGUUCAUCCUCGAGCGUCAGUGUUCGCUGGCCAAGCACUACCUGGCUUAUCACUCCAAGGGUUCAAACCUCCUCCAACACACACUGGACAACUGGAACGAUGUUGCCAAGACCCGUGAGGUUCUCCCAGAGCGUAUCCUCACCAUGCUGCCCUCGGCUAGACCCAAGGAAGAAGGGAUCUACUCAACUCCAAUGUGUCUAGAGGAUGAUGCCAUGUCUGUGACAUCACAGAUGAGGAAAGCACGGUCUGUUGAUGCUUCUUGCCUCGACCUCAGUAAUGUUGCAGAUGAAAUCCCCUCACGACCUCUAACUCGUGCGAGGUCAGAGUUCAAUCUGGACCAUAGAUUUACUCCGGAACACAUCGUGAUGCGAAGGUCUAUGGCAAUACCGGAGGACAUGGGACGAAGGGCUAUGGCCAGAGCGCUAUACUCCUAUAGCCCUAGUGGUGACAACCAACUCUCAUUCAGUGAUAUGGACCUUAUUGCUCUUAUUGGUGAGAAGAAUAAAGGAUGGCAGUAUGGAGAAAAUUUAAGAACCCAGCGCUGUGGAUGGUUCCCUGUGGCAUACACAGAAAUUAUCCAUGAAGAAGAUGACUCUGCUCUUGGUUCAAUGAGCACACAGCAUCCAAAGAGUAGAAAUAGCAUAGAUGACCCCCAGAGCAUCAACCCAACUGCAGGUGGCAUUGACGGACUCGGUGCGGGUGACGGCACCCAGCUCCCUAUUGCUCACACCCAUCGUUAUCCAUCCAAACACAGGUCUGCCAGUGCUCAUGCGGUGCAGUUCCGAGCCCCUAGUCCCACCGCCGCCUCCAAUGCCAGUACCUCCACUUCUUCCGCGGCCCUUUCAGUGUCACAACCCUCCAUUACUUCUUCCGCCUCUUCCAAAUCAUCACAUGUAGCAUCAUCUCAUGAGACAUUGAGAACCUCCACUACAAUCUCCUCCAGUGUCAACACAGUUCUUUACAACCAUGCAUUUAUGGAACCUCUCCCACCUAGAGUUGCAGCCCCAUCUCUCAAGAAGUCCCCUAGCCAGCCCCAGUCCCAUUCUAGGCCAGGCUCAAAUUCCUUCACUAGUAACACACUCACUCCUGGCUCCUCCAUGACCUUGAGUCGUUCCUUCACAACUGCUGCCGUAUCUUCCCACCUCUCUACACGAUUCCAGAAGAGAGGAAGUGGAAAUUCUUCUUCAUUCCACUCGAGUGAUGAUAGCGGAUUCAGCAAUGAAAGUGGUAGUUUGCGACCUCCAGUCAACCCCGAUGCUGACUAUUCUGAUGAUGAUCUUAAUGGAGUUGCCUCACAUUCCAUGAAUAGUCUCAGCUCGCGGUGGUUGAGCUCUGCUUCAACUGUGCCCUACAUCUCAGAGCCUGUAUCUCUUCCAUGUCUUCAGAACUCUGAGUCAUUCAGUUCCUGCGAGCCACUAUCCCUUCAACACAUUCCACCUCUCCAGGAAUCAACAGUGACGCUCCCAACACCCAGCCGCAGACAUAAGACCUUGAAAUGCAAACAUCAUCGAGAUUUUUCUCUCCCCUCUUUGUCCAUUGACCAUUUUGUCACUAUGGCUCGUAGAAAAUCCAACAAGGCAACUCCCAAUUCUCCCUGUGCCCAGAAGAUUGCUGCUCAACGAGAACGUGGAAAAGAGCAAGGUAAAAGAAAGAGAACUUUACACCGAAGUUCAUCUUUACUCUGCCUUGGGAUGGACAGAUGCACAGGAAUCCUAGAUGAUCUCCAGAGUGCUGACUAUGAGGAUGUUUGGUCCAAAGAUUGGAGACACUCAUCACUCAUAGACCUACAUAUAAAUAUACCAGAUCCUCCACCUUUCGAGGCUCCUUCACCACCAAUUCCUGCUCCCAAUCAAUCAUCUGAUUAUUCAGUUCGACCUCCUAUGCCUAUCCCACAAGAUGAGCAACAGUCACCUAGAUCAUCUACUCACACUAUCACAAGUGACACAUCUCCACAGAACUCAUCAUCUGGAAACAGUACACUGACAGGCAGUGACGAGGAAAAUGAAGGAGAAAUUUAUAUGGUAAUAAGUGAUCAUCGUCAAGAAUUACGAAAAACCAUCACUCGAGCUCGGUCUAGAAAACAGGUGUCCCGCUCUCUUACAUGGGCAUCUCCAGCUCAUCGUUCCAUUUCCUCCCCUCCUAAACUCCCACCAUCUGUUGUCACUAAAUCUUCAAAGAGCACAUUUUCAGAAAAAAGCAAUUGGUCUAGAAGCCAAUCAGAACAGUCUUCUCAACAGAGUAGUCAUAAAUAUAAAUCUUCACAAUCCAGUUAUUCCACUCACCAAUCGGAUACCACUGUAACACCUUCACCUCCACUUCCUCCCAAGAAAAGGUCAUCACGCCCUCAGUAUCCACUUCCAGAUGAUCUUCCUUGUCAAGACCAGCCUCAACCACGGUACCAGUGCUCUAGUUCCUGGAAGUAUGUUGGGGAUGUCAACAUCCUAAACUACAGUGACUUUAUGAAUCGUCGCUUGAAAUGCCCUGAGGGUGUCUCACGCCUGGAUCAAGUCUCCUUCACCACUGGAAACUUAUGUGGACCCUGGUAUGACCUCUGGGAAGAUGACCCCUCAGUGGCCGACGUCUAAUUUGUACAAAUCAGUGUUCAGUUUGUUAAGAAAUGACAGUCAAUACACCAAGUUAUUCUUCCAGAUGUGAAAUAUAUUUAAGGGAUUUUAAAUCUAUAAGAACCACCCAUUUCAAAUUAUUAUGUUAGCCAAAAUGUGUCUGUUUACCACUUACAUUUCUGUCAUGCAUGUGUCUAUAAUUAAGUCUUUUGUAACUUGGUUGGCUGUACUUUAAUGCAUUCCAUAGCAGAAGAAGCAUUGUUUUUUGUCAGUGUUUCCAGACAAUUUUUCAGAGGUGCCAAAUCUCACAUUUACUUGAUAAAUAUUUCAGUUUUGGACCUUUGAUUACAACAAAUGUAUUUUUAAAUAUUUUUUUCAUAUAUAUAUAGUAUUGUAGUUUCACAUGUACUAAUAAAUUACAACUGUGUUUGCUGCAGUAGCUAAAUCUUUCUUUCUAAAUGUUCAUAUUCAUUUGCAAUCCCAGAUCAAAUUGAGAGUAAAUUUGUUAUAAGAAUCUAAGCAAACAGACUGCUGUAGAAGAAUGGUAAAGACUCCAAUUUUACCUGAUUUUCCAUACACCUUUUGCAUAAUAUAUUGUUUCACUGUCAUGAGUUAAGAGGACAGUUGUACUGUCACACUAUGUCAAAGUGAAAUUACCUGGAUUCGGUACCUCUAUUCAGUGCUUUAGCUUAGAAAACAUACAUCCUCAUUUGCUGUGCUGCUUUGCUUCUCUUAAGUAUUUAUUUGUUGUUGAGUUUUCAGUGUCAGCUAUGCUAUCCUCUUCCUGUUUUAGAUGCUAUUCAAAAUGCCUUACAAAAUCAUUCUUUGGAGCCAAGCAAGAGACACUGUUAAAUUUGUUUAGUUCUCCAUGAAAAAGGUAAUUUGCUGUGGUAUAUAAAAGGUUGUCAAAACUAAGCACUAAACCACAAUGGUCAUAAAAAUGGUUGUCAAGGCUUGUUAGGUUAUCUAUAGCAUGUUAUUUUAGCUUAUAACAACUUUUCCAAUCAGAGUUUGUUUAAUUAUAUUUUUUUAUACUUUUAUUGUAAAAGCUGUUGUCUGAAACAUAUUCUAAAAGAACCUGGCCUAUAUUACUGUAUGUAUUUCAUAAAGUACUCUUGUAUUUAACAAAACUAUUUUUAUCCCAGAUAUUUAUGUUUAUUCUGCGCAAAGUUACAAUUCAAAUGCAGUAUAUAUAGCUUCUCCUCACUUAGUGACAUACUCGUUUACCAAUGACUCGGACUUACGACCAGUAUGCAUACUUAAAUAAUGUAUAUUAUAGCUGAUUUCCUCUAUUCUGUUUAUUACAAUAUACAGUAUAAAUAUUUAAAAAUAUACUAAAAAUGCUGUAAAGAGUGAAAAGGUGACAUUAAAACAAUAUCAAAGAUGGCUGACACAAACUCACUACCAUUAUAGUAUGCUCCUUGCUUAGCGACAAAUUCAUUUACCGACGUAGUCUUAGGAACUGAACUCCAUCAUUAAGUGAGGAGAGGCUGUACUAUAUGUAUACUGAAAGAUGUGUAUUUUCUAGUGGGUCACCUUACCUCAGUGAGAGAUAGUUGAUGUGUUAAAGUAAGACUCUGAGAGGUGUCUAGUUUUAGCUUAUAUGUACUGAGAAGUGUGUAGAUUUAGCUUAUAUAUACUGAGAAGUGUGUAGUUUUAGUCUGUAUAUACUGAGAAGCAUGUAGUUUUAGUCUAUAUAUAUAUUGAAAAGUGUGUAGUUUUAGUCUGUAUAUACUGAGAAGUGUGUAGUUUUAGUCUACAUUUUAUAUACUGAGUUUACUUCAGUCCUUAUUUUAGGGGAUAAAGUAUUCUUCAUUUUGGUGCAUGGUUGAAAUGUAGACACAAACACCAAGAAGUGUAUAUAUCUCUCAGUGUAUAUUUCACUGAGUUUACUUUAAUUUCUACGUCGGGGAUAACAGUAUCCUUUAUUUUAGUGUCUACAGAGAUUGUAUCAUGACUGACUUUACUGCAAUUUAUACCGAACAACCUAAGUCAAGCUCUAAUAUUUCCCACAGUUUUCAGUUACUCAGGUAUUGUUUGAAGAGUACUCAAGAUAUUUUCUCAUCUAAUUGUGGUUACAGGGGUAGAGUCAUAGCUCCUGGCCCUCCCUCUUCACUAGUCACUACUAGGUCCACUCUCUCCCUGCCCCAUGAGCUUUAUCAUACCUCUUAUAAUAAUAAUAAUAUCUUUAUUUCUUUAAGUACAUGUACAAGGUAUACAGGCCUAGUUGACAUCAAUGACAUACUGCAUUUCGGGCAAAUUAAGUCAAUUUUGUCCCAGGAUGCGACCUACACCAGUCAACUAACAUCCAGGUAUCCAUUUUACUGAUGGGUGAACAGGGACAGCAGGUGUCUUGUGGAAACAUGUCCAGUUUUCCAGCCGUACCAGGGAUUAGAUCCCUGGACCUCAAUGUGUGAGCUGAGUGUGCUAGCGAUCGAGCAAGCUAUGUAUAGAUCCUGCCUCCACUACAUCACUCUCCAGACUAGUAUUCCGCUUCCUGACAACUCUGUGACAGCAGAAAUACUUCUAGCAUCCCUGUGACUUAUCUGAGUCUUCAACUCCCAAUUGUGGCCCCUUGUUGCUGUGUUCCAUCUCUGAAACAUCCUGUCCCUAUCCACCUUGUCAAUUCCUCUCCGUAUUUUAUAUGUUGUUAUCAUGUCCGCCCUAUCCCUCCUGUCCUCCAGUGUUGUCGGGUUAAUAUCUCUUUACCUCUCUUUGUAGAGCGUGCCCCAUAGCCCCAGGACUAAUUUUGUUGCAAACCUUUGUACAGCUAUGCUUGUUUACAGUAAGAGAGUGCCUUGAAAUACUUUUACAUGUGGCCAUCUAGCCAUGUCAUAAUUCUAAGGUUUUUGUAUAUACACGGAUAUCUGCUGUAUAGAUACUGUUUGUUUAAUAAUUUUCCUUUGACCUUAGUAAGCAGUCCAGAGCAUAUCUCUCUUAACCCUCUGACUGUUUUGGUUGUAUAUAUACAUGUACAUCUUACGAGCCAAUGUGUUGUGACG